AUGCCCGACGCCGGGCAUUCCACCCCGUCCAGGAGCACCACUGCUGCCGACUUGCUUCCGCAACUGCUGGCCCACGAUGGUCAUCAUUGCUCAUCAUCGCAAGUGCGGAUACAGCUGGCUCCCACGACCCUGCCCAGCGCCAACGCGUCGAGCUCUUCAACUUCGUCGCCGCUGGCGGGUCAACCUUGCUGCGCAUCGGUACCUAUCGCAUCGACAUCCAAGACCAACACGCUGCCAUCAAUGACGCGACGGGUCUCGCCUCACAAGAGUCCUUCACCACGGUCACCUGCGCGAGCUCAGUUGAUGGCACCGGACGGGGAGGUCGCGUCCCCGGCAACUGUACGCGCUACCGAAGUCGUAGCACCCAACCCUGACCCCAACGGCAAAGGCAAAGCCAAGGCAUCGGAUCAGAACGAACCCUCGAUAUCCCUCAUGCGUCGACUUGCCGGUCCGAGCGAUCAAAAGGCGGGCUUGUUACGCGACAAGGACGAGGUCCGUGCUUCCAAUGUCAAAAUCGCUCGACUUGAUUCGAGACUGCGCGCUGACCAGUGCAUGAACGGUGCAUGAACGGUGUUCUUAUAUUCUCCAGGUUAAACAAAUCAUCUAUGAGGCUUCGAAAGGAUCGGCGUACUUCAAGCAGCAAGAGAAGCGUGACGCCGAACUAACGCUCAAGGUCGACGCCAUGGUCUCCCGCCUCGAACGAGAAAUCAAGUCGCGAAGAGGCAACCUCAGUGCCGAGGAAGCCUUGGCGGAUGCCAUGAUUGCCGAGAUGGAGAAAACGAGAAUUUUAUCCGAGACGAUCGUCGUCGUCGAUGCCGAUGCGUUCUAUGCGUCGUGUCAUCAGAGGGAGGACCCUUCGUUGGCCGGCAAAGCCUUUGGUGUAGGCGGCGGCAGUGGAGGUGGGGUCCUGACGACGGCGUCGUACGAGGCCAGACGGUAUGGGUGUUCAUCGGCGAUGGCGGGAUUCGUCGCCAAGAAACUGUGCCCCCACAUCCUCUUUGUCAAACCCGACUUUUCGCUCUACACCAAAUGCUCGAAGGAGAUUUUCUGCAUCCUCGCCAAGUACGGUCAAAUCUCGCCAGCCUCGCUCGACGAAGCUUGUACGUCACCACACAGGUGCGAUCCGAUAUUCACUUUGGGAUUCACUCAUCGCUCUUUUAUUUCGCAGACUGCUCUUUGACGGACUAUUGCGAACGCGAAAAGUGUUCGCCGGCCGAAGCGGCCGAACGGAUGCGCGCCGAAAUUCUCCAGGAAACGGGUCUUUCAGUCUCGGCCGGCGUCUCACCGAACGCGAUGCUGUCCAAAGUGGCCGCCGACCGCAACAAGCCGAACGGUCAAUGCGUUAUCGCCCCUACGGCCGAAGCCUGCCGUGAAUUCGCCUCUUCGUUGAUGAUUCGUCAAGUGCCGGGCAUUGGGAGGGUUUCGGAACGGGUGCUGCAUGCGGUCGGGGUCCACACCGUGGCCGAUGUCUACAGGGAACGAGGCAAACUGUUCCUGGUCCGGGAAAAAAUUGGGCUAAACUUCCUCUUGAACGCCUACCUCGGCUUGGGUCGUACGGAAAUCACGCACGCGAAUCGCGAGGACCGUAAAGGGAUCAGCGUCGAACGAACCUUUUCGGCCAGUGCCGACCUCCCCGGUUUCUACGCGCGAUUGAAGAACAUCGCCGAUGCGUUGGCGGAAGAUUGUCAAGAGGCCGAGUUUGCGGGGAGGACGAUCACGCUCAAGCUCAAGUAUGAUAACUACGAUUUGAUUUCCAGAGCGACGACGUUGGGCCCUUCGAUCUACACCGACGAUGCGAGGACGUUGUAUCGCGAGGGCAAGAGGUUGUUGGAGAAGGAGUUCGAAGGGUGGAAGAAGGAACGGGCCAAGGGGAACAAGACGAAAGGUGGGAACCGGUUUGCUCUAAGGUUGAUUGGGUUGAGGGUAUCGAAUUUGAGGGAUACGAGGGCGCUCAAGGAGGGGAAGGGGAAGAUUGAGGAUUGGGUUGGGCAGGGGAAGAGGAAGAGGCCUGAGGAGGGAGGGAAGCAAGCGCGUAGCAAGAGCCAAAAGACGAGCAAGUUAUCGAACUAUAGAGAAACCGUCGGGAUCGACCAAGAGAGCAAGAUGGACGACGGCGAUGGCCUUCAGGAGGAUGUCCUGAAGAUGGAGGAUGAGGAACCGGCCUCGUCGGACCCGCUGUGGGCAUCUUUUGACCACGACCUGAACGAUAACGAGAACGAAGGAGAAGAAGCGUUUCUCUCUGAGAUUGACGCGUUUGCUUCGGAGUACGGACCGGUCGAUACGACAUACAAGCCUUUUUACACGGCAGGGGAGAGUCUGAACUCGAAGAAGGAAGCCAAGAGGGAAGGCCCGGCGCCGGAGAAGGAUCAGCUGCGUUUCGCGGAGAGGGAGGUCUUGGUUCUCAGUGAUAGCGAUGGUGAGGGCGAGGGUGCGGAGGACGGGUUGGAGGCAGAGGGGAAGAGGGGAAAGAAGCAGUUGAGCUGUCCGGUGUGCUUCAAGAGUUUUGCUGGGUCCGAGGUGGCGCUGUCGGCGCACGUCGCGAAGCAUUUUGAUGAGCGCCAGCCGUCGAGUGGUGAGUUUUUUUGCACUUCAUGUUUUCCCUCUCCCGGGAAGUUGAUGAUCAUCCCACCGAACGGCGCACGCGCGCAGGCAAGAAGCGAAAAGUGCGGAACGGAGCACGACAACAGGUAACCGCAUCCAAGGUGGUCAUACCGAGUAAGCAACCGACUGCUGCCGGUGGGGUCGCGGUGGGUAGCAAGCUUUUCAAGCGCAAGUAG
Messenger RNA from Microbotryum saponariae, 2777 nucleotides. NCBI's taxonomy places the organism in Eukaryota, Fungi, Basidiomycota, Microbotryomycetes, Microbotryales, Microbotryaceae. The record is from the annotation of a GenBank genome assembly.